Molecule: messenger RNA, 877 nt
Organism: Erythranthe guttata (spotted monkey flower)
Lineage: Eukaryota; Viridiplantae; Streptophyta; Magnoliopsida; Lamiales; Phrymaceae
Product: DUF538 family protein, putative (Protein of unknown function, DUF538)
Source: RefSeq, a predicted model, not a curated record
UCCUUAAAAAAAUCAACUAAGAGUAAAAUAUAACAAUUAAACACGUAACUUAGAAGAAAAACAUCAAUCAUCUCGCCAAAUUUUCAUUUUUUCCUCAACAACUCUCUCUCUCUCUCUCUCUUCAUCAUAAAUUCCAUCGUCUCUCUCUCUUCUUUCUCUCUCUCUCAUCAAUGGCGUCGGCGUCGUCCACUCGAAAGGUACAACACGCCGCCACAGCAAUAAUCUCUCUCAUCAUCCUCCUCACAUCAACCCAAACCACCCUCUCAGACCCAACCUCCGACGAAGUACACGAACUCCUGACAAAGUACAACCUCCCAAAAGGAAUCCUCCCAAAAGACAUCAAAUCCUACGCACUCUCGAACCAAGACAACUCCUUCACAAUCGAACUCAGUUCGAACCCUUGCUACGUCAAAUUCAAAGACCAGGUUGUCUAUUACGCCAAAACCAUCAAAGGCAAGCUGUCCUACGGCAAAGUCACCGGAGUUUCUGGUAUUCAGGCCAAGAAAUUCUUCAUCUGGGUUUCCGUUACAGGUAUGGAAGUUGAUCAGAAGAACGACAUGGUUGAAUUUCAUGUCGGCGCUAUUUCUCAGUCGCUCCCUGCUGAGGAUUUUGAGGAGAUUCCUAGCUGCAAAGCUAAAGCUCUUCUUCGGGAGGAAUCUUUUUCUUUACUUGAUGCGUUAAUUUGAGACCAAAGCCAAAUUUUAGAUGCUGUGUAAAAAUGGAAGAUGUCGUGUUAACUCGUCAUAUACCAUGAUCGGGUAUCAAUCCAAUCUGGUUCAAAUUUCUUUUACCACUUCUUUGCAUUUACGGACUGUUCUAUCGAUUUAUGAAAAGAAUACUGAUUUCUUAUAUCCAUUUAUAUUUUAAUUGUCUUGAU